UGUUCAUGGACAUAAGUUAUUUUGUUUCCCUGACACUAAUUGUACCUCAUGCUGUUGAUACUGGAGCUGCACCACUGAAAGCCUCUUUCUUAUUACACCCAUGGGUAUUGCGAGUCUGUCAACUAGGCUGGUACAAGGUUGGUUCGUCGACAGGGAUAUAUUCGAUCAAUCUAUCUGCUACCAAUAGUUAUGCUUAUUAUGGGAGCAACACAACUUGCAAUUGGCUUAACAUCUUUAUUUCCAGUAAUGGUUGUUUCGUGUGUAAUUUUUGGAGCGUGUGAUGGAAUUUACGUUCCUGCCUUGUUUGUUGGCGUGAAAGACGUUGUGGGGGCCACCAAUUAUUCACGUGGAAAUGGGAUUACGUUACUUGCUAUGGGAAUUGCUGGUAUAAUUGGAACACAAGCUGGAGGUUGGAUAUUUGACAGCACAGGCAGUUUCCAGAUAAUAUUUUACUUGGCUGCCAUCUGUAGUCUCGUGAGCGCUGUAAUGUUUUGUGCCACAGCUGCCAGGGUGCGUAAAAAGCCGUGGACACGAUGUAAAAUGGUCGAGAUGUUGGCAUAUCGCGAGAAGACGAGACAAGAAGAAAGCCGGUUCAGAGAAACAGACGAAAGGCUCGUAUAAGACUUGUAUAAAUUCAAAAUGUGUCCCAUUCGACGAGCACAAAUCAAGUAACGCAUGUCAAAUUUAAAUGGACAUGAAAUAUAUUUAUCAGAUUGACUUUUUUUAUUUAAAUAUAUUUUAUUAAAUCUUAUCUUUUUACAAACACCAACAAAAGCAAACAAGAAGGGAUGGCACUCACAUUAAUUACAGAAGGAUCACAAUUGAUUCAUGCACAUAUAAUUCUAUCAUCUG
This is a messenger RNA of Saccoglossus kowalevskii, 852 nucleotides long. Its product is annotated as monocarboxylate transporter 11-like. Gene Ontology annotation, molecular function: monocarboxylic acid transmembrane transporter activity. Gene Ontology annotation, biological process: transmembrane transport; monocarboxylic acid transport. NCBI's taxonomy places the organism in Eukaryota, Metazoa, Hemichordata, Enteropneusta, Harrimaniidae. The record is from RefSeq and is a predicted model, not a curated record.